UUUUUCUGUCUUUUCCAUCACUUUCCACUUAGUAUCAACAAAUAAACUGCCUUUCUUUUUCCUCAAUAUUACAUAAUCACAAGUUUCUGUUUGAUGGUAUUGGCUUUUAUUACUUUAAAAAUUCUGUAUUUCUGAUGUAACUGAAUCGUAGAUUCCAAGUUCUUGCGAACGUGAAACAGAAUCUCUUCGAUAGGCAGCUUUGAACCGGAACACUGUUAGUUGGAUAUUAAGCAACGUAGAUUCCAAGUAGCUGUACAAGGCAUUUCAUAGAAAGCAACUAUGGUGCUCCCUGAUGAGGCUUCUAAAAGGCUUGAGGGGAAGUACAUAGCAAUGGUUGUGUGUUGGUUUCUUGGAAAUGGCUGCCUCUUUUCUUGGAACAGUAUGCUGACAAUAGAAGAUUACUAUGUUUAUUUGUUUCCGAAUUAUCACCCAUCGAGAGUCCUUACUCUUGUUUAUCAGCCAUUUGCACUCGGAACACUUGCAAUACUGGCUUACCACGAGGCAAAAAUAAAUACUAGAAGAAGGAACUUAUUUGGAUAUACACUGUUUUUCUUAAGUUCCCUUGCAAUUUUAGUUAUGGAUUUAGCUACGUCUGGUAAAGGAGGACUUGGAACUUUCAUAGGAAUUUGCAUCAUCAGUGGUGUUUUUGGGGUUGCAGAUGCUAACGUGCAAGGUGGAAUGGUUGGAGAUCUCUCUUACAUGAGACCUGAAUUUAUUCAAUCAUAUGUUGCUGGUUUGGCUGCCUCGGGGGUUAUAACCUCUGCUUUGAGGUUAAUCACAAAAGCAGCAUUCGAGAAUUCGCAGGGCGGUCUUCGCAAAGGAGCCAUUCUCUUCUUUGCCAUCUCUUCAUUUUUCGAGUUUCUCUGUGUUCUUCUCUAUGCAUAUGUAUUUCCAAAAUUACCUGUUGUGAAGUACUAUCGCUCAAAGGCAGCCUCUGAAGGAUCUAAAACCGUUGCAUCUGACCUUGCUGCUGGUGGCAUUCAAGCAUUACCUGAAACUGAUGAUGUUGAGUCCAAAAACCAGGAAAGGCUGAGUAACAAAGAGUUACUACUUCAGAAUAUUGAUUAUGCAAUUGACAUGUUCCUGAUAUAUGCGCUGACACUAUCUAUUUUUCCUGGAUUCUUGUCUGAAGAUACCGGCAAACACAGUUUAGGAAGCUGGUAUGCGCUUGUUUUGAUAUCAAUGUAUAAUGUAUGGGAUCUUAUUGGGAGAUACAUUCCACUCAUAAAACCGUUGAAGCUGGAAUCAAGGAAAGCUCUGACAACGGUGAUAAUUUCUCGUGUUUUACUUGUCCCGGCAUUUUAUUUCACAUCCAAAUACGGUGAUCAAGGCUGGAUGAUCAUGCUAACAAGCAUCUUAGGCUUAAGUAACGGUUACCUCACCGUAUGUGUCCUUACAUCUGCACCCAAGGGAUACAAGGGACCUGAGCAGAAUGCACUGGGGAAUUUGCUUGUUUUGUUUCUCCUAGGAGGUAUCUUUGCAGGGGUCACACUUGACUGGUUAUGGCUCAUAGGCAAGGGAUGGUAAAGUUUAGGUUCAAAGCUGGUUUUAGGAAUGAAAAAUCAGGUUUAUUGAGUUGAAAUUGGAAAUAAUGAUCCCUUGCAUUUUGAUUUGAACACAGUAAAUGAUGAAAUUGUUCCAUAGUCGUAGGCUACACGCACCAAUGCUGAGAUUUCAUAUUCAUUAAAAUUCCUUUGUAUUCAUCAACACCAUGCUUUAAGAUUACUGAAUGUGUCAUUGUCUUCUA
Gossypium raimondii (Peruvian cotton) is the source of this 1747-nucleotide messenger RNA. Its product is annotated as equilibrative nucleotide transporter 3. The transcript has 9 exons. The record is from RefSeq and is a predicted model, not a curated record. Gene Ontology annotation, cellular component: plasma membrane. Gene Ontology annotation, biological process: nucleoside transmembrane transport. Bases 280 to 1527 code for a protein of 415 amino acids. Gene Ontology annotation, molecular function: nucleoside transmembrane transporter activity. Lineage: Eukaryota; Viridiplantae; Streptophyta; Magnoliopsida; Malvales; Malvaceae.